AUGAAUGUCCCCUUGGGCGCAAAAAAGGAGAAAGGGGAACGACCGGAUAUCAAGUUUGAAAUCGAUUUGAAAAAACCUAGCAAAACCAAAUACACCGAAUUCAACUAUGAUGAUUAUAAAAGAAAUAAUUUGGAGGAUGAGGAUGAAUUUCGACCAUUGCCGAGCGAUGUUGAAAUGGUAAAAAGAUUAGAGGAAAAAUAUGGAAAGAAGAAAAAUAAGAAGCGAAAACGCCCGAUUUUGCAUGAAGACGAUUUUAUUGAUAAAUCUAGCGGAUAUGAUGUUGAGGACACUUUUAUUGAUGAUAGUGAAGCGUUUGAUGAGCUUGUGCCAUCUAGUAUGGAAACCGCGAAAGGCGGAUUCUACGUGAACAAGGGACCAUUGGAGUUCAAGCAAAUAACGGGAUCGAGCGAUGAUGAGGAUGACAGUGAUGUCGAGGAGACGAAAAAGUCGAAGCAGAUCGAGAGCGAUUCGGAUGAGGAAAUGGAUGAUGAGAAUGAUGUUGAGAAUGGGAAGAAGGCGAAGGAGAAGAAAGAGAUGCCGAGAAUGACUGGAGCACCGCCGACCAAGCGAGUUAUGAAUGAGCAGGAUAAGGCGAAUGAGGCGAAACGCAAAAGGCUUACUGGAAUGCCGCCGACAUUGAAGAAACAAUCGAUAACGGGAUGUCCGCCAGUUUUGGAGAAGAUGAGCAAAGCUGCGUCGGCUUCGCCGCUUUCGACGGCUUCUAAAGAAGCCACGAAGCCGGUGACGUCGAGCUCUUCAUCGAAUCUAAGCAAACUUGAAGAGGCUUCGAAUAAGAAGAAAUCGCCACUACCUCCAACUCUUGCUAAAGAAGCGCCAAUUCAAAUCACUCAGAAUCAUACAAGCACGAACCAAUCGAAAGGAACCAAUGGAACGAAUGUUGGCAAUCUCAAUGAUCAAAUGUUGGUCAUGGCUGCAGCGAUGAUUAAAAAGCAGCAAGAGCAGGUGUUGGCGCAGGCGCAAGCGCAAGUUCAGGCUCAGGCUCAAGCGCAGGCUCAGGCUCAAGCUCAAUUCUUGAAGACGAUCGCGUCGGUCGCCGCGUCGCCGCAGAAAGCCGCAACAACUAGUACGGUGCCACAAGUGCUUUCCAACUUGUUGAACGAUGUUGAGAGAAUGGUAAAAGAGUUGAAGGAUUCCGGAAAGAAACGCCUACCGGACUCGAUUAUAGACAAAGCUAUCAAAAUUCUUGAUUUAUGUGAUGAAAUGAAUAUAACGAAAGCCGAGAAGAAGCGAGUUAAAGAAUUGCUAUCGAUUAAAGCUGAUGUUCACUAUUUGACGUUGAAGCAUCGCGUUGAAAGCCGGCGAAAUGAACUUGCUUCAAAAGCGGACAAGGAUGACGAUAUUCAGGAGAUUCCUAUCACGAAUUCGGUGCAACCGGUCUCAAUUCUAACGCCGAGCAAUUUUAAGCAGGGCUUCAGAUCAUUUUCGGUGCCGCACUGGGCAUCUCAUGAGUUAGAGCUUGUCAAUAAUUAUUUGAAAAAUAUGAGACAAUCCUGCGUCAUUCCUGAUGUUCUCGUCGAGGAAUUGGAAAAAACGAUGUUGAAAACCAAAUCGAGCCCGCAGAAUGCCUUCGAAAAGCUAAAAGCUAUAGGUCCUGUGAUUGCCAGUGUUCAAUCGAAGCAGGGACAACGAAGAAAGAGCCGCGUCCUGCUGGUGACCGCAAUUGACGAAUCUCAAAAAUUCUAUGAGUACUUGAAAAAGAACUCGAAGAAGAACUCGCAGGACGUCACAUUGAUAGCGCAGAGAAAUAAUGAGGCGGUGAAUGCUAUCAAAACCGGUGUCGCCAAAAUGGAGGAGAAAUUCAAGGCGGCGGUGGAAAUCGCGAAUAAACAUGGAACUGCUCAGCCCACCAAGGAGUUUACAUUCAGCGAAACCAUUUUGACGGCGUUGAGCAAUUAUCUUGACGCGCUUUGCGAAAAUCAAUCCGUCCUUCAGCAGCCGAAAUUCUUCCUGACGUCGCUUUCAAACCUCCACAGAGAAAUGAACAACGUUAUGAGUCUCGGAAUGUUCUUCAUCGAGGUUUGCCGCCGUUUGCCGAAAUUCGCGUUCCUUCUUGCCACCGAUGAGAUGAAAAAAGUUUUGGCGGAGCAAAAAAUCUCGCCGGCCAUGUUUCAAGUUGUUCAGAAUCCCAAGUUCGCCAUCAAGUUGCCGACUCAGAGUCCGGUGAGCCAAGCCGCGCAGAUUGUCAAAUUGAAAGAAAUUGAUUUGAUGUCGAAAGAAUUGGCGGUGAUUUUGGUGAAUACUGGUGUUCCGCAACAUCAGAAGGUCGCGUUUUUUGCGUCGCUUCGAUGUAAAGAGGGAUCGACGUUUGAUGAGGCCUACCAGAAAGCGCAGGCGAUGUGCGCCGAGCUGUUGGCGCACGAGAAGAAGAAGAAGGAUGAUGAGAUGAAGCGCAAGAAGGAAGAGGAGCGCGCACGACAGGAGAACGAGAGACGAUUGGCUGAGGAGAAGCGUAAAGCCGCCGAGGAGAAGCGCCAAAAAGCGGAACAGGAGAAAUUGGAGCGCGAGCGAAUGAAGGCGAAACUCAAAGAGGAGGAGCGUUUGAGGAAGGAGCGCGAAGCGCGUGAAGCACGCGAGCGCAAAGAGCGCGAGGCGCGAGAAGCGCGUGAGAAAAAAGAGCGCGAGGAACGCGAAGAAGCCCAACGUAAAGAGCGUGAGCGACUCGAGAGAUUGGCCGAGGAAUCGCAAGAGGCGGUGCAGGAUUUGGAGAAUGAGAUCCUCAUGGACUCGCUCGAUUUCGUCACCGAGCAAGAAUUGAAGGCGCAAGAGGAGCAGAGACAAGCCGAGAAUCGGCGAGCCGCCGAGCGCACUCAACAGAUGGAGGCGAUGCGGGCUAAGCAGCUGGCUGCUCAGGAGCAGAAGCUCAAAGAAUCGAUGGGAAAAAUGGAUCAACCGACGCCAAUCAAAACCGAAAUUGUCGAGCAAUCAGUGAUGCAACAACAACAACAACAGCAGCAGAUCAUGUCGGGAAGCCCGCUGUCUCAUAUGAACCAGCAGAUGAAUUACAACUCGAACUCGAACUACAACAAUCAGACGACGGCGACGACGACGACGUUUGCGAGUCCGCCGCGUGUGCCGCAGAGUCCGCAAUUCGUCAACAACACGCCGCAACAUCAGAGUCCGUUUCAUCAGCAGAGUCCGCCGAAUGUGUUCGGAUCGUCGCCGGCUCAUCAUCAGCAGCAGCAGCAACAGCUUCAUCAUUAUUCAUCGCCGAAUCAGAUUCAGCAACAGAGUAUGAUGAAUAACUACACGACGAUGAAUCAGCAAGCUCAAAUCAUGGCGAACAAUGUUCAGCAGCAGGCUGCUCAGAUGAUGAUGGGCUAUCCGCAGAGUUACUUUUACCGGUGCAUUUUACAACUUUUCUGGGUUAAUCGAAAUUAA
Messenger RNA from Caenorhabditis bovis, 3399 nucleotides. NCBI's taxonomy places the organism in Eukaryota, Metazoa, Nematoda, Chromadorea, Rhabditida, Rhabditidae. The record is from the annotation of a GenBank genome assembly.